This is a messenger RNA of Prorocentrum cordatum, 609 nucleotides long. Lineage: Eukaryota; Dinophyceae; Prorocentrales; Prorocentraceae. The record is from the annotation of a GenBank genome assembly.
AGCCCCGCCGGGGAUGCCCCCGAGCCUGCCUUUCCGGGCCUAGGGCCCGGGGCCCUGCGGCAGGCCGCCCUAGCGGCGCGCGGCUGCGGGCGCAUGGCCGACCAGCGGGGCGGCGAGCUGGGCCGGAUGCUGGCGGACGGUGAGGAGCCCGGAGACGGCGCGGCCUUGAGCAGCAGCCGCGGCGCUGAGGGCUGGGGCGAAGCGGCGUGGCGCCUGAGGCGCGCCUGGCGCUGCCCCCGCGCCGCCGCCCCGGCCCUCUGCCUCUGCGGCCUCGCGGGGGGGCUGGCACUGGCGGCGGGCUGGGCCAAGGAACCUCUGCGCAGUGCAGCGCGACGACGGGCGUCGCAUCCCGCAGCUGAUGCUGCGGUGGGCCUGAGCGAACACCGCCAGGCUCUGGCGCCGGCGGAUUUCGCGGACGACGUGUACGUGGAGCUGAAGAGCGACCCGAUGGCGGGGGGGUUCUUGAAGAAAGGCGCCAACGGCAAGUGGUCCGUGUGGCCUCGCAUGGGCGGCAAGAGCUUCAAGGGCUUCAUCGGCUACGGCUAUCACCGGGUGCACGCGAAGGGCGGCAAGGUUGCAGAUGAUAUCGAUCCACAAGAUUGGGAGGUC